This is a messenger RNA of Acaulospora morrowiae, 675 nucleotides long. Lineage: Eukaryota; Fungi; Glomeromycota; Glomeromycetes; Diversisporales; Acaulosporaceae. The record is from the annotation of a GenBank genome assembly.
AUGGCACAGAUACGAAUUUAUAAAAACCCCAUUCUCAUCAAAGUCAAAAAUCAAACUUCGAUUAAUGAUCAAGAGGCAUUGCAAAGCAUAAUACGAUACACAGAAAGUGAGGCUGUAAAAAAUCUACCGCAAAAAAAAUUGGAGGACAUACAUAGAUUGCAAGAGCAUCUAUCUGCACGAAGUAAUAAACGCAAGUUCAUCACCAGACCUUUUCCAGGAAUAAUAAAUGAGUUUGAAAGUAGGAAAAGAAAAUUUGAUGGCUUUGAAGGUGAUGGCGAUGAAGCUUGGUCGAUUGAAGAGCAGGGUGAUAAGAAGCGGAGAAGGAAUGACAACAGUGAAACCGAAGGAUCGAGAAUUGAUAUAAAUAGCCGAAAGAGACAAAAAGGUGAAGGCAAAGGAAAUAUGGACAUCGAUAUUAGCGAUAAUAUAGGAUCUAGGAAAUGGAUUGAAAUAAAUUCGGACGAAGCGGAUGAAGGUGAAAGUAGACUAAACGGAAGGGGAGAGUUAAAGAUAAAAAAGGAAAAUAAAAAGAACGUUGAUAAUAAUAGAAAAAAUAAAGAAAAGAAAUUUAAUGGGGUUUCAGGUAGCAAAGAGAUUUUGAAUAAGGAAAGUGAAAAUAAAACGAAAAAAGAAAACUCAAGGCAUAAGAAAAAAAAUAAACAUUUAAACUUAUAA